AUGGCGUCUAGACUACGACAAUCCGUUGCGUUUCUUCCGUUGAAGGAUUUGAGAUAUGCUCAAACAGCUCAUCAAGGUCAUACUUGGUUCAUGUCUUCCAUGUAUGAUACACAUGAAGAAGGUGAAGUUCAGUACCAGAAAUUUCCAUCAAAUGCAUCAAAAGGAAGGUUACUUUGUAUAAUGGGACGUGAUGGUCACGACGGGUCAUGGAAUUCUUACGCCUUGGCUUUUCCAGAUGCCUUGCCAGAAAAUGCUACACUUUUCAGAGGACUAACAUUUGUUUCGUAUAAUCAUUAUAAUUAUGGUAAUAUUUGGCAUGGGUUAUCAGCCCUUUUUCCAUUUGUAGCUUGGCAUAGAAGAGUCGGUGAGUGCUCGUUACCCGCACGAUGGAUUUUGUAUCAUUGGGGUGAACUAAGGAGGGAUAUGAGCGUUUGGUUAAAAACAUUAUUGAAAGCUAGUUUUAAUGGGCAAGUUCAUAUUGAGACAUUUGACGGGUUGAAAAAUGACCAACCGGCUUGCUUUGAAGAAGCUGUUGUUAUGAGGCAUAAUGAAGGUGGACUGUCUAGGGAAAGAAGAAUCGAAGUUUAUGAUUUGUUGAGGUGCAAAGCUAGAGCGCAUUGUAAUGUGAGUUUGGAACGAACGGAUUCACAAAUCGGGUUGACAAUGUUUAUGAGAACCGGAGCAAGAUCGUUUAAGAAUCAGUCUAUGGUUAUUGAGAUAUUUGGAAGAGAAUGUGCUAAGGUUGAAGGUUGCAGAAUAAAAGUUGCUUACUCCAAUAACCUUACCUUUUGUGAGCAGGUAAGUUUGAUGAGUUCCACCGAUAUCUUGGUAUCUCCGCACGGAGCACAGCUAACAAACAUGUUCUUCAUGGACAAGAAUAGCAGCGUAAUGGAAUUCUUCCCGAAGGGUUGGCUCAAACUAGCUGGUGUAGGGCAAUACGUUUAUCACUGGAUAGCUAGUUGGUCCGGAAUGAAACAUCAAGGUGCAUGGAGAGAUCCAUAUCCAGACCCUGAUCAGCCACAAUGUGAAUUCCAAGAAGAUGACCCCCGCUGUAUGAAGAUUUACAAAGGUGCAAAGAUCGGUUAUAAUGAGACGUUUUUCGCUGAAUGGGCUACAAAUGUACUUAGUGAAGUGAAAAAGAGCAAACAAGAUCGUUCCUCAAGUAAAACUCAUUUGGGGAUGGAUAAUAAGCUGCAACAACUUCAUGCAAGCGGAUGUGCUUGUGGUUAA
Molecule: messenger RNA, 1230 nt
Organism: Papaver somniferum (opium poppy)
Lineage: Eukaryota; Viridiplantae; Streptophyta; Magnoliopsida; Ranunculales; Papaveraceae
Exons: 2
Coding region: 1-1230 (409 amino acids)
Molecular function (GO): glycosyltransferase activity
Source: RefSeq, a predicted model, not a curated record